Messenger RNA from Symbiodinium necroappetens, 4217 nucleotides. Lineage: Eukaryota; Dinophyceae; Suessiales; Symbiodiniaceae. The record is from the annotation of a GenBank genome assembly.
GCUGCCGAUGGGACGGGAUUGGAGCAGUUCGAUUUUUCAUCGACCCAAAGUCGCGACAUUUGUCCUUUGCCGUGCUUGGAGGAGCUACAGGUUCCCUCGAAGGUCCGUUCGCUCCUUGGAUGGUCUGCCACUUUGUCAGCAAGAGUCUUCGGGGGCAUCUUGCUUUGCGAUUAUGAAAACUGGCUGCUACAAGACGCCGGCGCGUGGGCAGAGCUGGCGGAAUCGGCGGCCAAGGUUCGACCAUACAACGACCCCAAUCUGCACAACAGAGAGUCCUACGUUGCUUUCUUGAAACAUUUUUGUGCCUGUGGUGUUCCAAGCCAGACGAGUUGCUGUAGGGGGCGAGUCGGGGCUUUCACCGUGGCCAAGAAGCCAAAAGUGGUUGACGGCAAAAAGCAGGAGCGGCAGCGGCUCGUGCUCGACUGUAGACAGGUAAACCUUCAAUUUCGACAGCCUCCACUCACGGAGCUAGGAUCUCUGGCGGCUCUCACGGAGCUGGAGCUGGGACGAGGCGAUAAGCUGUUUACGGCAGGCUCGGAUAUCCGGGAUUGUUUUUAUGCUUGCAAUAUGCCCGCCGGAAUGGAGCAGUUCUUCUGCCUGAUGAGUGAUCUCAGCGUGGAGGAGUGCUGCGAGAUUUUCGGAGGGUCAACAGUUGAUUAUAACAGCCUGGAUAGGCAGCGGUCCUUGGGCGAUGCCGUAUUGCGACAACGUGCACUGUCUUUCCACCAGCAGGGAGGAUAUGGGUUCUCUCUUCAUGAGGAUGAAGCAGCUUCUGUUGAGUUCAAGUCGGGGAUGGCCAUUUUUCGCAAGCUGUAUGACUUCGUGCAGGCCGGUAGUGAACCUCGAAGGCCUAAGCGAGCAGAGGCAGAAGAGUGUGAGAUAUUCAUAGGUUUGGUGCCGCUGCUCGUUGGUGAUAUUCGCAAGGAGUGGUCAGAGACAGUCACAGUCACAGAUGCGUCACCAAUGGGAUAUGGAGUUUGUGAGUCUAGACUUCCGUACAGCGAAGUUCAACAGAUGGGCAGGUGGAACGAAAGGUGGCGCUUUCGGCGGCUACCACCCGAAGAGUGGAAACCUCGACAGCGAGCCACAGGACUGUCCCCGAUCUUUGACCUGUGCACCGCCGGAGCGGGAUAUGAGUUCAACGAGUUUGACCAAUUUGAGCCAAAUCAAGACUUUCCCGAGAUUCCACAUAAGGUGUGCAAGGCUAGCCGGUGGCGUACAGUCAUGAUGGGGAAGUGGUCGGAGACAUCUGAACAUAUUACGUUGAAGGAGGGCAGAGCAUUGGUGCUGGCUUGUCGCCGUAUCUGUCGGAAUGUUUGCUCACGAGGUAGAAAGCAUCUGAUGUUAGUGGACAACCUUUCACUCGCAUUUAUUGCUUCAAAGGGUCGUGCAUCAAAUUUCGCUCAGCUCAGAGUGCAACAGCAGAUUAGCGCAUUAUCACUCGCUGGCGACGUUUUCUUCAGACUUCGAUGGUUGCCCUCAGAGGGCAACGCUGCUGAUGGCCCCUCGCGUGGUCAGAUCGAGCCGGGUUCUUUCAUGCCCCGUUGCCCGCCGGCCUGCGCAGAAAGCAUCGUCAAGGACUUUGACGGGACUAGUUGGGGCGGGGAAGAAGGCCUCCGCAGCAGUCAAGGUGGUUCGCGGCCUGAAGUCGGGCUCCGGGCCGAGCCGCCCUGCGAAAGCUCAGAGGGCGCUCGGAGCAGGUUCCUCCAAGAGGAUCUUUCGAAAGUCAAGAAGACGACGCUGAAGAAGGGGAUCACGUACCUGGAGUCGAAGAGCAUCUCGGAGGAGAUCACGGUGGCGUACGAGAAGUACUGUUCGAACUUCAAGAGUUUCUGCAAGGCUCAAGGGCAAAAGGGCAUCGGCCCACGGAUCGACGACCUGCUUGCCGAGUACUUGGACGAGCUCUUCAUGGACGGGAAGGGACUCAGCGAAGCCGAGAAGACCGUAGCCGUAGCCGCGGUAGAGUUCUUCAACUUGGGCGUGAAAGGGCACCUCCUUCGAAGCAAAAGAGCUUUGAAAGGUCUCACGCAGCUGGUCGAAGGGCGCUCGGAUUUUUUUGCGGAGCUGGCGAAGAGCGUCGGCUACGAGGUCCAGCGGCUGCUGCGCUUCACCUUGUUGGGUUACACCAACCCGCUCACGGCGGAGCUGGAGCAGAAAGCUCAGCAGCAGGUCUCCGAGGGCCUCAGGACCGUGCUCUCGCACCUGAGCACCUACGUGGACGAGGUCUUCACUGCCUCCAAGACUUCUCAGGAGGUGCCGUCUCAAGAUUUCGGGGGCCUGCAGCGGCAGCUUGAUGCCAGCAUUUCCCAGGGCCAGGAGUUGCAGGAGGUGCUGGCCAAGAGCGACCGGAAGCUCCUGAAGAGUACCCAGCUCCAGAACAAGCUGCGCUCCAUGUACCACCAGGAUCUUGAGGCUCAGCGUGCCCGGUUCAGGUAUCUCUUGUCGCGCUACCUCGAAUACUUCACACCGGAGGAUCUUGAAAUGGUACAUGACCUCAUGAACGUCCGCUUCUUCAACCCGGACUCUGCCUUGGACGAGGACACGGAGCAGCUGCUUCAGCGAAAGGCUGCAGCCCUGCAGGAAAGCUUCAACGCUCAGAAGGAGGGCCUCGUGCUGCAGCUGGCGGCGCUGAGCCGGGAGGAGACGGCGAUGCGGCAGAAGUUGGCCCUGGAGCAGAAGAAAGUCCGGCUGCUGCAGGCGCGCGUGGGCGAGGACGUGGACGUCGACGACCUCGAGGAGGCCCCGAAGGACACGGCGACUCACGAGGAAGACUCGGCGGGAAGGAGCCACAUGGCCUUCAUCAAGAUUACAGCCCUCGAGGACGCCUUGCAACAGCAGGCUUCCUGGCUUCAAGACUUGGACCGGAAAGACAAGAGCGAUGCACUGCAGCGAUUCCAGGCGCCGCACGUGCGCAGAGCACUGCUUGAGCUAUGCUUCAGCUGUGAUGCGGUCCUGCUGCGACUUUGCCUUGAGAAGGCGGCAGCCGCAAAGGCGGCGCUCGAUGGGGCCCGGGUGGUGUCCGAGGAGCUCUUGGAGUCCUCGCUGGAGCGGCAAAGGGCCGACCUGGCCGAGAACUUCGCGAAGAUCGAGGAGAGCAAGAAGGAAGUUGCUGAGAAGGAGUUGGAGACGAUGACGCAGGAGUUGGCGCGGCUGCGCAGCGAGGUGGAGAAGGCGAAGAAGGAGCGGCUGGCGGUCUCCGCAGGCGGGGAAGAGGAAGAGGGCCAGCUGGAGCUGACCCGGGAGCUGAGUCGGACGAAGGAGCUGCUGCAGCAGAAGAGCCGCAGCUUGCAGGAGAAGAGCCAAAGCCUCCGAAAAAUGGCCAAGAAAGUCGAGCGCCUGCAGGCUUUGCAAAAGAAGGAUGGAAAAAACAGCGGGCAGACGAAGAGCGAAGGCGAGGGCGUUCCUUCCGAGACCUCUCCGAGGGAGGGGGAAAGUUCCGAGGAGGAGCCAGCGGAGCCAGCGAACGCGGAAGACGGGGACGGGCAAGAGUGGGGAAACCCGGACGGGGACCCUUCGGAGAACAGCGCCAGCGCGAGCCCUGCUCCUUCGGCCGACUCGGCUGAGAGCGAGAGGGAGGGCCGGGAGGGCAGCGGCAGCAGUUCUCCGGCGAGACCGGGAGAGGCGGCAGCGAUGCACGGGCAAGGGAGCGCGUCGGAAGCCGCGGCGGAGGAAGCGGCUCCGAGCGAAGCGAGCGAAGCGGUUCCGAAGCCAAGGGAAGUCCUCCCGGCUUCGGAAGGAAGCUGCGAGGCAGCCGACUCUGCCCCCAAGCAGUCUGCGGGCCCGGGCUCGGAAGAAGGUCGGGCUGCAGAGGCCUCGUCCGCAGAGCCGAAGGCAGAGACGGAGACGGAGGCGGAGGCGGAGGCCGCGGAGGCGGCGGCUCAGAACGCACACCCAGAGGCUCUCGCCGCGACGGCCAGCCCGCAGGCUUCCAAGAGCCCUCGCCGAGCGGUGUCAGCAGGAGAGAUGAGAGAGAGCGCUGGUCAGCUGGAAAGGGCUGAAGAAUCCUGUCUCCUUGCGCAGGAGUGCAGACCUGCGAGGAUCUCUGGACCCUUGGCCCAAGAGAAGCCGCGGAGGAGACGGAGACGAGGUGCGGCGCCCGCGGAGCCCGCGGAGCAGGCCGCCCAGGCCGCCGCGCGCGCUGGCAGCGAUGGGCAGCUCGCGGAGCUCGCCAACCUCGGAGAGCUCGGAGAGCGGCCAGAAGGGCUUAAGGCUCAGAG